Cyprinodon tularosa is the source of this 1842-nucleotide messenger RNA. RefSeq names its product ring finger protein 8, E3 ubiquitin protein ligase (gene rnf8). Gene Ontology annotation, biological process: ubiquitin-dependent protein catabolic process; double-strand break repair; protein K48-linked ubiquitination. Gene Ontology annotation, cellular component: site of double-strand break; ubiquitin ligase complex; cytosol. The transcript is spliced from 9 exons. Bases 136 to 1680 code for a protein of 514 amino acids. NCBI's taxonomy places the organism in Eukaryota, Metazoa, Chordata, Actinopteri, Cyprinodontiformes, Cyprinodontidae. The record is from RefSeq and is a predicted model, not a curated record. Gene Ontology annotation, molecular function: histone binding; ubiquitin protein ligase activity.
GAAAGGAACUCGUCGUCUUCCGGUUUGUAGGUAGCCUUUCAUGGCUACAGCUCCAGUAGCUGCGGUAUGAAGGAGAACCGUAACGUUUGGAGGGGUGUUUAGGUCGAAGUGGCCUUUAGGCCGAAAUGCGAAAACAUGGAUAGCUUAACGACGGUCUGUUUUUCGUCUGAGGAGGACGACUGUUCCGAGUCGGAGGUUUCAUGUCUGAUGAGAGUCGGAAAGAACUCGGACUGGCUCAGUUUGUCCGAAAACACAGAGAUCACUAUUGGACGUGGUGUGGAGGUAACCCAUCAGCUGAUAUCUCCAACGUGCCCUCUCAUGAUCUCCAGACUGCAUUGUUCCUUCAAGCAAAGGGAGGAUGGCCAGUGGACAGUAACAGAUAAAAAGAGCCUAAACGGGGUGUGGGUGAAUGACAAGCGGAUACCUCCAGAGCAGCCUCAUCUGCUCAGGCUCGGAGACUCUAUUCAGCUUGGAGUUCCUUUAUCAGGAUCAAAAGUAGAGUUUGACUACAUCUUCAUCCGGCGGCCGCUCAAAGACAUUAAGCCCUACCUGAAAAAGGGCUACAAUGAGGAUCCCAAACUAAGCCAAACACCCAAAAAGCAUAAGAGGAAGCUAAGUGUGGAAGAAGUCGAGCCUUCUACUUCAAAGAAUAAGUUAUAUCGCUGCGCUUCUGCAGACAAGUCCUUCGCAAAGCCCUGUCCUCUGUCUCCUGUGAAGCUAAGGCAGCGGCUCAAUCACCCAGAGCCAGAGGAGACUGCAUCCAGCAAACAAGUAUAUGAAGGUGAGCAGCCUUCUGAAAGCUCCGGUACUGCCUGGGACCUCAACAACCUGCAAACGUACAGCCAAAAUAUUCUGCUACUGAGGGAGCAGGUUAACGACACACAGAGGCAGGUCGAAUCUCUGGAAGGAGAGCCCAGACAGGCGGGCCUUCUGAAAGAGGAGCAGAUCCGUGAGCUGCAGGGUCAGCUGCAGGCGCUCAGAGCUAAAAUGCACCGGAUGGAGACGUUAGAGAGAUCCUUCAGCGAAACAAAGAGGCAGUUAGAGGAGGAGAAAACGCAACAACAAGAGGAGCUAAUGAAAAAACAGCUUGAGGAGGCCUUGCUAGAGCAAAAGAAAGUGAUCGAUGAACUCGCCCUCUCUCGAAAAGGCUUUGAAGAAAUUAUAUCGGCUAAAAACAAAGAACUAGAAGUUACUAUGGAGGAGAAGGAAAAGGCAAGGGCCCAGAAAGAGGAGGUUGUUACUCAGGUCACUGAAGUCCUAGAGAAUGAGCUUCAGUGCAUCAUUUGCUCAGAGCUCUUCAUUGAGGCCGUCAUCCUGAACUGUGCCCACAGUUUCUGCUCCUUCUGCAUCAAGCAGUGGCGCAAUAAGAAAGAUGAGUGUCCUAUCUGCCGUCAGGCCAUCCAGUCUCAGACACGCUGUCUGGCUCUGGAUAACUGCAUCGACCGAAUGGUGGAGAACCUCAGUCUGGACAUGAAGGCCCGGAGGCAGACCCUCAUCACCGAGAGGAAAGCAGCCGCCACCGCUGAAGUGAUGGUGAUCAACGACGACAGCAGCAGAAGCAGUGACAGCGACAGUAGCCUGGUGUCCAUAAACAGCAGCCUCUACUCUGUGGUCUCUGUAGAGACGGACAGCAGCAGCCAUCUGGACUCUGAGGACAGUUUUGAGGAUUUGGACGAUUAGCGCUUUCCCCUCCUGAUGGCUUGGAUUUGAAUUGGACUUUGUAGAGUUUUAAAAUUCCCUGAUUUAUUCUGGGGAUGUUUACUUAAUAGUACAAAAAAGGUUGCUUUCGUUGUGAAUUUAUGUAAGAUUCCUUGUGUUUGAUGUCUUUUUUUUUUAUUUUUA